ACGUGCGUCUCGGUUUAUGCGGUUUGGUGGGAUUGGUGGUCUGCUUCGCGGACUUGCCCGGGCAUGUUCGAGUGAGUGCCGGCCGGCGUUUGUCAGCUGCUCCGGCUGCUUCGCGUUGCUGAUGCAACGGCGCGAUGACUCACAUUCAGCAUUGGGGAGGCGAAUAUGGUCCACUAGAUGAAGAGGUUUUGGGGCUUUCCGCGCCCAGCGACGUUUGGCAGGAACUAAGCAAUGCUAUUUUCUGGGGUCCAAAUGUGUGCGAGGAGUUGCCCCACGAAGACACCGUUAUGCAACUGUUCGACGUUGCGCCGAGGACCACGGCUCCGAAUACAUCUAGCGUUAACCAAUGUGUAAAUGAAUGGUCCGGUGACUUCGGAUUCAGCGCCGUAAUCGCGAGUUCACCGAAAGCCGGAAAAAACGUUAACUGGACGUAUUCCGAGCGGCUUCGCAAGCUCUACGCUGUUGUGAACGCUCCGUGCCCCAUUAGGUUCGUCACCGAGCGCGCCCCGCCUGAAGGUUCGUUUGUCUGUGCUGUCGCGGUUUUUCGGGAGUCCGAGUCCCGGCGAGAAAAUGUAUUGCGGUGUCCGGCGCAUCGCACGCCAGCAAACGCACUCGGCGCCGGCUCCCGCGAAGAUCAGUGGUUCCACUGCGAUCACCCCCAGGCACAAAACUGCUGCGACGAAGCCAACGGCGGGCGUCACUGCGUUCGACUGCCGUUAGGACCGGAGCCUUUCAGCCUGACGUUUGGCUGUCGUAACAGCUGUCCGGGCGGAUUGCGACGGAGAGCCACUGAAGUAGUCUUUCUGCUGCAGUCACCCGAAGGCCAGGACUUGGCACGCAGCGUCGUACAGGUGGGGCAUGACGCGCAGCAUGUGCAUGUAUCGCAGGUGAAGGUUUGUGCCUGCCCAGGCCGCGAUCGAAGACACGAUGAGCAAGGCGAAGAACGUGAGCGCGCAGCGCUGGUGGCCCGCGCCGCCUUGCCGUCAACAAGCAUGCAUCGAGAUGCCGACUGUACCGACGGAUCCAGCUCUGACAGCGGAGGCGAAGGCCGUGGCGGUACUUUCUUACUACGUGUGAAAGAUCGAGACGUGUACAAGUUCUUAUACCAUGUUCACCAAUCUCUCGAGGGCACACAUGCAGCGACUACACCGAGCCUCAGGAUGCGGCAGACUCCAUCUUCAGAAUCAGAUGAUUAGCCAGACGAAUGGAUUGCGUCAUUGGACAGCCAUUACAUGUAUGCUAGAGACCUAGGUACAUGCAAUUGUGAGUCUCUGCACUAUGACUACCGAGUGACGCCUACACCCAAAGGAAACCACAUUUCUAAUGCAUUCAGACCCCAGUCGUGACAGAUAUAUUUUAAAUGACCGACCAGUAGAAAGACUCUCUGCUUGGCAUGUGCCAAGGUUAUUUUAUUUUUACCGUUUUAUUUAACCCAUUAUAUUUAGAACUACAUGAGACAGGUACUAUCAGCUAAAUAAAACAGUGGAACUUAAUUUCUUCCAAGAAACUUUUUUUUUUCACAGCAGUGAAAUGCAACUUGUGACUGAGUGGUGAACUGUGCAGUGGCGAGUGCAUGUGUGAAUGCCACAGUGUGCCACUAAGCUCUGGGUUGAGCAGCAAGACCUUAAUAAAGGUUGCUGUUUUUCAAGGGAAUGAUUAUAAUAUGUGAGGUUAUUUAAUCAGGUUGCCAUAAUUUUGUGCCAUCCAUUGAGGUGACUACUUGCACACUUGUUUGUCGCUUGUGUCCAGUUAUUGCAUUCCAUACAUUAGUACUCUAAAGAAAAUUUCUGAACUGAUGAUGCCUUCAAGUGUAAUAGCAAGUGCAAGUUUGAAGUCAGUCACCAAGUCUUACCCUAAAGGAGUAUCAUUUUUAAAGUAGUCCUUACCGAAUACAAUUUCAUGAAGUCACAUUCAUGCUAUGUCUUGAUCAGCUGUCACAGCUGCGGGAACACACCUGCAUCUGCAAGGGAGUGUUACAAUUCAUAGUAUGUUUAUAAGCAGGUGUGUAUAGAAUGAAUGUAAGUGUGUGUAUGUUGUGUGCCUGUGUGUUUGGUAUGUCAAUACCUUGGUUUUAAGAGCUGCGUUGCUCCGAGUAUGAAAUUCAAUAUUUGUAUUUGAAUGUGAACUUGAAUGUUUUAGUUUGAGCACAUAUUUGAACAUAGAGAACCAUGUAGUCUGAAGUGAGAGCCAUUUUUUACUAUAUCUGGGAAAAAAGUUAGGGCUGCAUGGAUUGUGCUAUUGGCACUCCAGUUUCCACCAGUGCCUUUGUUCCGACAUAUUUUGUAUGCCUAUUUUGGCUAGGACUGUAGUGCCUUAUUUAAAGAUGUUGCAGUGCCGCAAUUUUUUAUAUUUCAUAGUUUGAUGCAACCUUAUGCAUGACUACUGUUAUACAUGAAUUUUAUAUAUGCGUUGUCAUUGCCAUUUUACAAGUUAAAUAUCUGUGAUAGUGUGAUAACCUCAUGACAUUGUCAUCUUGGUGCAAUAUUGCACAUCAUUGAUUGAAAUGCUGUCUCAUGAGUGUGCUUAUUCUUUCUGUAUGUUAUUUGUACUUAAUCGACUUUUUUUCACAAUUUGGUACUUUAAUUCUCUUUUGUGAUGUGUGAUAAGUUAUUGUGACCAGUCUCACCA
Molecule: messenger RNA, 2628 nt
Organism: Dermacentor albipictus
Lineage: Eukaryota; Metazoa; Arthropoda; Arachnida; Ixodida; Ixodidae
Product: cellular tumor antigen p53-like
Biological process (GO): apoptotic process; regulation of transcription by RNA polymerase II
Cellular component (GO): nucleus
Molecular function (GO): DNA-binding transcription factor activity, RNA polymerase II-specific; RNA polymerase II cis-regulatory region sequence-specific DNA binding
Source: RefSeq, a predicted model, not a curated record